Ornithodoros turicata is the source of this 2682-nucleotide messenger RNA. RefSeq lists its product as uncharacterized. The transcript is spliced from 12 exons. The coding region runs from base 185 to 1744 and encodes 519 amino acids. The record is from RefSeq and is a predicted model, not a curated record. NCBI's taxonomy places the organism in Eukaryota, Metazoa, Arthropoda, Arachnida, Ixodida, Argasidae.
ACAGUUAUCGGUGUUACGGAUGUCGAACUUCAAGCGUCGAAAUUACACAACAUACCCGUGUCUACGGGGGGACAGCAACAUGUGAAAACUGUGACAACCUUCGAAUUCACCUGGCGCGCGAAAUCACUAUACAGCGUACUUUUCUGUUGCGCAAUGUCGGAACAGUAUCUGACGGUGCUGGAAUAUGCCUGACAAAAUUAAACUCUGUAAUCCACAAGAUGGAGGUGACAGCGCAAUCGAUGUCGAUGCAUGCAACACUCCAUCUUUCACUUUUCAGAGACAAGGAUCCACCAAUUCACUGUACUAUUAUGCAUCCUCACGAUCCCAGCCCAAGUGCCAGCAAUCGGUGGACCCUUCAGAGGGAGCAACAACAUUUGCAACUACGCAGUCCCAGCGUAUCCCAACGUGGCUCUGGAUACUGGUGGCACACUGUUUACUCAUACCAGUCCCCGGCGAAUCUAGAUUAAAAUACCUGCCUUCGCUGGGCAUGGUCCUUCAAGCUGCUACCAUCCUCUCUGCGUUCAGCUUCUGCCUUAGCAAUAUGUGGUACGAGGUGAAAGCCAUAAUUGUCAACCAUGAUAGGCAGGACGCCAUCCACCGCUGUGUUAGCAUUUUUGUCAUCUUCGCGUGGUGCUCUUUUGGCCUGUAUGGAAGGCGUCUGGCACGUCGACUGUUCAGCCACACUGCUUUCCUCAGGGAUAUUCGCAUGCACUCAAAGACUGUGUUCAAGAUCAAUGCUGCAGUGCUAGCAAUCUUGGCCGGCUUGGUGUUCGUGGUGGCCAGCUGCUAUAACGGUCGUAACAUCUUGGACCCUAAAGUGUGCGCUGCGUUUAGUACUCCAUGGGGGCUGUGCGUCGCUAGGUUCGUGUCCCGUAUCAUCUUUUCGACCUUCACACUGAUAUGGAACGGACUUGUCUGCGUCGUCGUCGUCUCCGUGUGUAGGACGCACACCAUAGGAAUACGACGUUUUAUACGGGAGCUGGAACGAGAUGCAAUCCUUUACGAAAUGCAGAAUUCCCACCUGUACCGCGGCUCUCCUGUGACGUCUGAGGACAUAUGUCAAGAAAGCAUUUGGAUCGACGAUGGAGCGUCUGACUACGAAGACGUAUACAGAUAUAGCGCUCAGAAUAACGUUGAGCACAGAGAAACGCACACUAGUGCUGGAAUCGAAGAAUCGGGGAGCUCCACUGCAGAUAGCAGUAGUUCGAACCGCCUUGAUUGCACGCAGUCUGUUGAAGAGCCAAAGGGGGAUGACACACAGGCUGUUUCACCCGUAAGAAGUAGUUCACCUACUGUUGCAAAGCAUCAUCACGUUCUGACUGUCCCCGAAAUAUUGCAGAGAUACUGGAAGAUAUCUUGUCGACUGCGAUUGACCGGGAUCGCGUUGCAACGUUGGGUGGCCAGUCUUGUUGGCCUGGUCGUGGUGUGGUGUUCGGCAACACUCAUAUCCUGGUUGAAAACGUCCGCAACUGUCUACGAGAUCAUAGAAUUUGUUUCUCCUCUGGUUAUUCUUCUACUGGUCUGCUCCUGUUUGGCUGAAGUGAACAUGGAAGGUGUUCGCGUGUUGAGGUGCUUGAGGCCAACUAAAGAUAGACUUCCCAUGUUGAAUUACCUUAACAAGUCUCCGCUACAACUUGUGACGUUUGGUUUCUCCAUGAGCUAUGGGACAAUCAUGACAGUCGUACUCGCCAUCAUGGUUGCUUUCAUCUCCCGACUGAUUGUCGUAGCUAUUCGUGGACUCUGAGAUGCAGGAUGUUGCCUCAAACAAUGAACAUGUAUUCGUAGAGUGAAGUUCCUUCAUGGUGGCACUACCUAUGCAUCUAGGUUCUCGGCACAUUUUCUGCAGCCGGGUCGUUACACCAUUCCAGGCACCAGGCCUUCCCUAUGGGUCUGUUCCCGUAUUCUAGUCCCUGUGAACCACGUGCCGCAGCGUACAGGCGUAAGUGUACAGCGCAAGUGCAUGUUCAGGAGGUAAACUUGAACUAACUGUCAACGUAUAACAUUCCAUUGGCAGUGCAUGUUUCCCUUUUCCACCAUCACCUCAAUGAAAUUAUGUUAGAGUGCACUCAUUUAUUUGUUAAGCUGUCAUCCUUUGAACAUUUGCCUUGCUUGUUUGUUAAAGUUAUUGUUGACCUUUUAUUGUUGUCUUUUCUUUCCAAAAGGGUCUUGCAUAUCUAAUACCUAUAAUCUGAUACAAGACCCUGUGAGAUAUUUUACACCAUUAAAAGUUCCUUAGAUCAGUCAUUGAUUGUGCAAUGAAUGUUAAGCCUAAUUUUAUCUUGUUUGUUAUGUCUGAAAUGCUAUCUGCAUGUUAGACCUUGCUUGUUUAUUCUGUUGUAUUUAUAUUGACCAUAUAGAUUAUAUCCCUGUAGUAAGCAGAUUUAUCCCUAUAGUAAGUGGGUACAGGUCCACCUAGAACCCUUUGUGAAAGCAUGAUGGCCAUAGACAAUGGUGUACAAAGCACAGGUGCUUAGUACGCUCUUCAAAAGCGACCCACUCAUAUGGAACACUGUUUUCUUUUAAGAAUGAAGCAUUUUACUAGUUAUAAGUUUUAAUAAGAAUAAAGGAGGUAUUGUAUCAAUUAAGGGCUUCAUAAAUUGCAUUUCAUGCCAUUAUUUUUCAACGCAUUUUGGGUGUCUGUACGAAAAAAAAGUAAUAAUAAGAGUUUUCUUUAAAACACCA